This is a messenger RNA of Necator americanus (New World hookworm), 1245 nucleotides long. RefSeq lists its product as uncharacterized. NCBI's taxonomy places the organism in Eukaryota, Metazoa, Nematoda, Chromadorea, Rhabditida, Ancylostomatidae. The transcript has 11 exons. The record is from RefSeq and is a predicted model, not a curated record. Gene Ontology annotation, molecular function: single-stranded DNA binding; 5'-tyrosyl-DNA phosphodiesterase activity; protein binding. Bases 1 to 1245 code for a protein of 414 amino acids. Gene Ontology annotation, cellular component: cytoplasm; PML body. Gene Ontology annotation, biological process: double-strand break repair.
AUGGGUGGAGCCUCCACGUUCGCCAUUUUCAAAGACGCCAUAACCGUUUGGCGUGUAUCAUCAGAAAUUUCAUUGGCAAGUGUCCAACGUUUUGCGGGAACACGAACGAAAGAACGGCUGGCUGGCUGUUGUACAUUGGAGAUGAACGAAGAGGGAAAUGAAGAACUUCCAAGGAAGCAAAUGAAGUUGUCGCCAACGGCAGCUGAAGAGGAGGAUAAUGAUCUGGAGUGCAUCGGAGAGAUCAGUGGUUUGUUGCCAAUGUUCAGUCAAAGUGAUGAGCACCAGCUGACUCCACCGAAACGCGAAGCUCUCACCGAUUUUAUGGCUAUUACAAAUGCAGAAGAGUCCGCUGCGUUGUCAAUCCUAGAGAGUACCGCAUGGGAUGUCAAUAGAGCUUUGAAUUUCUUCUUUGGUAAUGACGAUGAAGAUGCUAAUGUGGAAGAGGCAAAAGAGAAUUUAGUCUCGAGAAAUUUGGGGAACUCCACUCCCAGUGGUCCAGUUGAUCUCACAGGGCUAGAAGUAUCUCUAGUGUCUUGGAAUAUCGAUGGCCUUGAUGGAAACAACCUAGCAACCCGUAUGAAGGCAGUAUAUAAGAUCGUUAGCAACCUAAACCCGGACUUUGUCUUCCUCCAGGAAGUUGUGGGAAGGGAGCUCCCAGCCAUCGAUCGACUAUCCAAGCUUUAUGACAUUUACUAUUCAAACAAGGAUUAUUUGUAUUUUACAGCAAUACUGGUCAGCAAAAGUUUUGAAGUUGAAAGUCAUUACGUUAUCUACUACCAGAAUUCCGGAAUGGGACGAACACUGCAGAUAGUUGAGGGCAAAAUCGGGGAACAGCAGGUGUUUCUACUCAAUACGCAUUUGGAAAGCAUGAAAGAGCACAGCAAAGCAAGGAAAGAACAAUUCCAGUUGUGUAUGACAAAGAUUCACGAAAUCAUUUCCACUAAUCCGAAUUGUUUGCUCUUUUUUGGAGGUGAUCUUAACAUAAGAGAUGAUGAGAUUUCAAACGUGCCGCGAGGUUUAGCCGAUGCAUGGUUGGCAGCGGGUGGCGACAAAGGAACACAAUUCACGUGGGACACUCGAAAAAAUGACAAUAAACAAGGUUUUGGCGCAAGGACCAGGUUUGAUCGAAUUUUUUGGUAUGGGCCGCUAUCUCGUGUAAAAUUUUCUCUUGCUGGUCAACAAAGAAUCAGAAGUUGUCUGUGUUUCCCAUCAGACCAUUGGGCAGUUCAUUGCGAGUUCUCGUAA